AUUCCACUAAUAUGGCAGUUAAUGUUAAUAAACUCUGUAAAAUUACCGAUGAUCCAUUCAAAUCCGUAGGUAAAAGGUUAGUAAAUAAGAAAUUGUCAACGUCAGAAGUGCGUCUGUCAUUGAUGGGAAAUAUAAACAUUAACUAGUGAAAAUGCCGACUGAAAAUAUUUGUGACGAAAUUGAAAAGGAUGCAUUCUAUAAGGGAUUUCUCUCGGAAAAGCGCGACAGUGCUAGCACCAGUUCCCUUACGAUCUCUGACCAAAUCAAAAAACUUACCGAUGGUUUGGAGAUUCUUUCACUUGAACUCCAAUCUCAAGUGCGGAACCAACAUGGAGCACUUUUAUCACAGGCAACCCAUGCAGGCCGCCUAGAUACCUCUUUAAACACUGUAGUUGGUCACAUGGAGCGCUUGCAAAAUGGUGCAAACCGUCUGAGAAAUCAUAUCGGCGGACAAUUUGCUAUUGUUGAAAGUCAGACUAAAGUUUUGGGUCGCCUUCAUGAUGCAUCGCACAUUUUACGUUCUUGCGGGAAUCUAUUGCAGUUGGCGAAUAAAUUGCGGAAUACACGGGAUCCAAGCAAGCAAGCGGCAAUCCUAUUCGAACUAGAGCCCUUGGUGGAGGAUAUGCAACUGAAUAAAAUCGACUUUAUAAGGGAGGAUAGAGCAUUUGUGAUUUCUAGCCGGCAACGACUUAAUAAUCUGGCUCAAGAGGAUUUAGUUAACGGCCUAAGAGAUGGUAAAGAGGCACAAGUAACUGGAAGUAUUCAGAUUUUUGUAAAUCUUCAAACAAUCGAGAAAUGCAUCGAUAAUUUAAUCGAAACAUUCCUCAAUGAAAUCACACAUUCCAUAAAAGAAUGCUUCGCUGGAACCGAUGUCGCUACGCUUACUUCAUCUAAGCUUUCGCAAACCGACCCAUCAAAAGAGCUACGAAGCAUAUCGUCAUCAACGUCAUCAGCCCCCAAAGGGCCUGGAAAAACACCUAGCCUAACGACAUCCCAACAUUUUCGUACAAAAUUAUGGAAAUCAUUGACGUGGCUAAUGACCGACGAACUAUUUGACUAUUGCCAACAGAUCGCAUUACUGCAAAAAUGCCUGCUGAAUGAGUUCCAAAACACUAAUGCCUUUAAGGAAAAUAACGAUAUACAAGCGAAAUUCUAUAAGCGAUUAGAAAACCUUUUGCGCACUUCAUUCUCCGAGUGUGCUCCGCAUAUAGGACAAUGUCUUCAGGAGGGUCUACCAAAUCUUCUAUCCGCAACAAAAGUUUUACAAUCACGCCUGUCGUCAAAUGAGAUAUUUGGCGAAAAUAUUUUCGAGUCCUUGGAGGCUGGUUAUUUGUCUAAGUGCGGGGCUAAUUUGAAGGCAACACUUCUAGGUGUUAUAGACAGUCCAACAACGGAUAAUGCGGAUAAUUUAAUUCGCGCAGCGUCAGUCGAGUUGAGUUCGGCGAUGGUUGAUAACCGACUAUCUUUGUUGGUUGCUGCCGCUUUCAACGCGUGUAAUAAAGACUUCUGGACAAAGAUUGAGGCUAACGUCAAGUUGGGAACAGAUUCGAAACAAGUUGUUGUCCAACCAAAUGCAGCUCAAAUACAGAAUACAAAUCUUGCGAACAUUAUACACUAUCAUGCAGAAGGUGUAAAGCGGCUUGUCAACAAUUUAGGAGAGAAAUUUCCACCGGAGGCGGCUGCAAGUAUCAUCAAGAACUUGAAUCAAGGGAAAAAUUUGAUUUUGGCAAUUUUGCAGCAGUUGUUAGAAUCAAUGACAGCAACUGUUGGAAUAAUUCUGCUGAGUAUGCACCGUGAGCCUGGACUGAAUAGCGAUAAGUUGUCUACAGCAGGACCCUCAUUGUACAUGAAAGAAUUGCAAGAUUUCCUGCAACGAUCCUGGUCGCUUCAUAUGCUACCUUUUGCGGAUCAUGCUACAGUUUCGGAAUGCGGAGAACAAAUAGCAACACGUUGCAUUGAAUUGUUUGUAAAUAAUUUAUCGAUUCUACGCCCUGUCAGCUCGGCUGGUCGAAGUAGGUUGAAGAAUGAUUGCAGUCAUCUGGAGAAUGCAUUGAAACCAAUUGUGGAGAAUUUGUCAUCAAUCGGCAAACCGUAUCGAUUUUUACGAGCAAUGUCGACUUUGAUCACUUUGCCAAUAGAGCAAUUGGCUCAACAGGAAAUUGAGCAAGAUGGACUCAUUCCCUGUCAUAUAAUCUUGUUCCUAUUGUUUACACAUGCAGGCAGUGAGCUUCAAAGUCCACAUACGGCUGCAAAUUGGUCGAAUGAGCGUUUGAUCCAGUGGUUAGAUGGACAUACUUCGGAUCGCGAAAGAUUGGAGCUGGUAGCUGGGGCGAUCCAUCGUUAUCGUGAAAUCAUACGAAGGAAAAAUAGUACUCAAUAUGAUCCAGUAUAUCCGUUGCUUUCUAAAUAUUUUGAAAACGCUUAUAAAAUUUUGAUCGAGAAACGAAGUGAGAAAUUUAGCUCAUAGGCUUUACGCUGUUAUACCCGAACUGGUUUUUGGUUCCAGGCAAUUUAUUGUAUGCAAUACAGAAAAGCGUAAUAUUAAUUUUUCAAAUUGUUUAUUUUAAAGGAAAUAAAUUUACGUCACAGAUAAA
Molecule: messenger RNA, 2594 nt
Organism: Hermetia illucens (black soldier fly)
Lineage: Eukaryota; Metazoa; Arthropoda; Insecta; Diptera; Stratiomyidae
Gene: fws
Product: conserved oligomeric Golgi complex subunit 5
Exons: 9
Coding region: 152-2467 (771 amino acids)
Biological process (GO): intra-Golgi vesicle-mediated transport
Cellular component (GO): COG complex
Source: RefSeq, a predicted model, not a curated record